Gossypium raimondii (Peruvian cotton) is the source of this 1801-nucleotide messenger RNA. Its product is annotated as BRCT domain-containing protein At4g02110. The coding region runs from base 146 to 1735 and encodes 529 amino acids. The record is from RefSeq and is a predicted model, not a curated record. Lineage: Eukaryota; Viridiplantae; Streptophyta; Magnoliopsida; Malvales; Malvaceae. Gene Ontology annotation, molecular function: metal ion binding. The transcript is spliced from 7 exons.
GCUGGGCUCAUGGCUGGGAAUGCCGUCCCUUUUCCCUCUCCGAAAACUUUUAAAAUCUCCAUUUUCCCGGUUAACAAACAUCAUUUUCCGUGAAAAAAAAAAUUCAUCUAAAAGACUAAAGGACUAGAGGAAAAGGAAAAAGAAGAUGGAACCAGUGGUGGCAACGGUGAGUGGAUACCACGGAUUGCAGCGGUUCAACCUAAUCAAGCUCAUAUCUGUUGCCGGUGCCAGUUAUGUCGGCUGUUUGACUCAAUCAACCACUCAUUUGGUAUGUUGGAGAUUUGAAGGAAGGAAAUAUGAGCUUGCUAAGAAGUUAAAGACGAUAAUCGUAAAUCAUCGAUGGUUUGAAGAUUGUAUAAAGGAAGGAAAGCGUUUGCCUGAGGGUCCUUAUAUGUUGCGAAGUGGAGAAGAAAUGGGACCUUUGUUGCUGGAGAUUCCUGAUGUUGCUAAGGGAGAUGCCUUGAUUAAGAAGUGCAAAGUGUUUUCUGACAAAUCUAAUGUUCAUGAUGGGGUUGGAAAUGAAACAACUGAUGUCGACCGUGGAGCUUCUGGCUUAUCUGGUUGGUCCAAAUCUGCAUUGUUGGAUGAGAAUCUUUUUCAAGAGCAUGGGAGAAACAGUUCGCAUAAACUGAAAUCUAAAGCAUUUAGAAAGUCUCCGACGGAGGAAAAUUUGUUUAGUGGUAGAAACUGCUUUCAGGAGACUAGUUCAACUGGAUUUUCUCGGGAGGAGCAUGAAGAGUUGUUUUCUUAUGCUUCGGUGCCUACAAUGAGGAACAAAAGGAAGAUCUCAAAGAACAAAGAACCAAGUUCCGCUCAGCUGAUGAGGGAAGAAAGAGAUAUUCCUAAUGGUAGCAGAGGCACUCCUUUGGCCGAAUCUUCUAAGAGAAAAGGACGGAGGCUUGUGAAAAACGUUAAUAGAGAAUCAGUAGUGUUUGACAUUUCAGACUCUGACCAAGAGUGCCAUCCAGCCCUCAGAGUACAUAAGCCAUACGUUGGAGUUACAAGUCCAUCUGGGCAUUCGCUUGAUGGGAUUGUUAGUUUAUCUCAAAUUGGUGGACCAUCUUAUCGUGACUUCAGUGAGCAUAUCAGAUUAGAUGAAGAAAUUGAAGAAGUUGAGGAGAUCAAAUUGAGGGAUAACGGACCUCCUUCCAAUGAUUUAACUUCACCAGGAAAGGGUGCACAACCUGUCUCUGGAAGAACUUCACCAGAUAGGUGCUCUGAUGCUGAGAGAGAGAACCAAGAUGUUACUUCCAGAUUAUCCACAUCAAUGAAUUUAUCUUGCGUUAUAUGUUGGACUGAGUUUAGUCCAACAAGAGGGGUUUUGCCUUGUGGACAUCGAUUUUGUUAUUCAUGUAUCCAAGAAUGGGCUGACAAAAUGACUUCAAGGAGAAAGGCUCCAUGUUGUCCCUUGUGCAAGGCAAUUUUCAUAAGCAUCACAAAAGUGGAGGAUGCAGCCAUCUCAGAUCAAAAGAUUUUCUCCCAAACCAUUCCUUGUGCCACAUCAACAUUGGAUGUUUCUAUUCUUUCUGAUCAAGAAAGAACUGGUUUUGGUGCUCAGUCCUCAGCAGCUUCUGUUUGCAUCAAGUGCCGUCUGCGAGAACCCGAGGAUCUUCUUAUCAGCUGUCAUUUUUGUCAGAUACGAAAUAUCCAUAGAUACUGUCUUGAUCCUCCUUUAUUACCCUGGACUUGUAUUCACUGCCAGGAUAUUGAGAGGCUCAACCCUUACAUCUUCUAAUAUACAUAAAACUCCAUGAUGAUAAUGCAUCCAGAACAUGUCAUCUUUGACAGUGUUGUCUCUUAA